Messenger RNA from Pocillopora verrucosa, 1596 nucleotides. RefSeq names its product cell division cycle protein 123 homolog. Gene Ontology annotation, cellular component: cytoplasm. The record is from RefSeq and is a predicted model, not a curated record. NCBI's taxonomy places the organism in Eukaryota, Metazoa, Cnidaria, Anthozoa, Scleractinia, Pocilloporidae.
CUUCGCUGUUCCAUGAGCUUCCUCAACCUUCUUCUUCAGACGAAAGCGCCUUUAAUAUAAAAGGGGCUUUUGGAGCUAAGAUUAAAAAAACUGAAGGAAGGUGCAACAUUCUUCCGUCUCAGCUUCCAACGGGAAAAUGAAACGGGAACACGUGCUGAAUUGCAACUUUUCUGUUUGGUAUCCAAAGUUCAAAAACAUCACUAUUAGAAGCCGGGUGAUUCCUCUCUCGAAGGAGUUUGUGGAUUAUCUUAAAGCUGACAAUGUUGUUCUGCCCGGUGAACCAGUUGCCACCAGAAAUUCAGGCGAUGAAAUCGAGAGUGAUUCUGACGAAUGGCAAGCUUUGGACGAAGACCCCAGCGAACAAACGAUAAUUGCUCCUGAGUUCAAUGAAAUUGACACUGGAAUCAAAGACGCUAUACUCGAUUUAAAUGGAAGUGCUUUCCCUAAAUUGAAUUGGAGAGCCCCACUGGACGCCUCUUGGAUCUCUUUUGACGGUUCACUCAAAUGUGAUUCCCCUAAUGACAUUUAUCUUCUGCUAAAGAGCUCUGACAACAUUUCCCAGGUAUUGUUUGAGACUUUCAAACACUGUGAAGAUGAAGAAGGGGAACUACAGGAUGGUUUUGAACUUGUACUUCGCAAAUGGAAAGAUAUAAAUCCAGGAAUGGAAUUUCGAUGUUUUGUGAAAAAUCACAAACUCAUUGCAAUCUCUCAGCGGGAUAUUGCUAGCUGCUAUGAGUUUCUUGCACAAAAUGAAGAAGACAUUUGUAACGACAUCGCGAAGUUUUUCAACAAGAAAAUAGCUUACAAAUUUCCAGACAGUUCAUACACAUUUGAUGUUUACAGGUAUGCUUCUCAGAAGGUGUUACUGAUCGACUUCAACCCAUUUGGUGCUCAGACAGCCCCCUUGUUAUUUACAUGGGAAGAGCUCACAAACCUUCAUUUGACAAUCAGUGAUAAUGAUGAUGAGUUUAAAGGUGUGUUUAAGUAUGUGACAGGUUCAGCUGGGGUGCAGCCUAAUCCAGCACACCUUAGCAGAAUGCCAACAGACAUUGUGGACUUAGCAUGUGGUAAUGACAUCAACAAGUUAGUUGAUCUGUUGAAGGUGAAAGAUCUGAUUGGUCAACCUGGUGAAGAGUCUGACGCAGAAUGAUAUAAUGAGUCUUACUGCAUUAGCAAUGAAUUAUUUUGCACCAGUUUCAUUUGGUCUGUCUACAAAUUUAAUCUUUCUGCAUCAUGUGAGCAAGAUCCUGGUUGUUUCCCUGUCAAUGCCAACAUCUAGAAAACAAAUUCUCCCAACCAAUGACUGUACAGAUCUGUGGCCUAUUCCUGAGAAUUUGGUGUUAUAUCAUGAUAAUUUAUUUUUGUUGAUGGAUUUCAAAAUUCUCAUCACCUGUUUCCUUAAUAGCAUUUUAAAACAACAAGGAAAACUUAUUUUCUAAUAACUCCUUAUGUUUACAUGGAUUUAGAUGUAGACCAUGAUCUUAUCUACUGUGUAUGUUGAAUCUUUAAUACAUUGUUCCCAUGCAAUGUGAAAGCACCUUACUGGUUAUCAAAACAAUAAAAUGGCAACCACAAUGGUGUCUAAAUUAGUUCUGA